UUGGGGGGGCCCUCCUGGUCCGCUGGCGGCGGGCAACAAACUUCAUGGUCCCUCUGUCCGGCAGACCUCUCUCCUUCUCAAUGCCAAUAUGGCUGCGCCUAAGCGAGCCCCUGCAGCGUCCCCUGGGCAGGUGCAGCAAGGCUCUUUGCAGAGGAGGGGAAAGGGAAGUGCCAGAAUGCGGCCUGCCCGGCCUGCAGUGGCGAGCCCUGGGUCAGACCACCUGUCCCCAGGGCGGCCGAGCAAGAGAGCUAAGGGAGGAAAAGGGGGUGCUAGGGGUAAAGGGAAGUCUGCUGCCGUUCCUUUUACUGCGGCUCUUGAUCUCGUGCCUCCUGCAUCUGAUCGGACUCCAUUGCAGAUAAUGAAAAGUAUGUUGGUGCAUCUACAUCCGAAGAAAUUAGGCGACGAGUCGAUCAGCCUUCCCAUGUCUUGUAUGGCGAGGCCACCGGUUGACACUCCAGAUGGCAGACGCUCCAGGGAGAUAAGAGAGCCCGGAGAGUACCAAGUCAGGGUCCUCAUGACCUCUAUGGGGAGGGCGCCUUGUGGGGACCAUCUCCCAUUCGUUGGUAUGAUUGACCCUUCUCAGUGCACAUUUGUGGAUCAGGUUGACAAGCAGAAACUCAGAGACGGGGGUUAUACUGUGUGGAUCCUUGGUGGUGGCCAUUAUGGAGAAGCCCGCAGUAGGCUGAUGCUCAAACACCCCACCGUGGAUUUCUACAAGAGAUACACAUGCUAUGUGUAUGUCGGCCUCACUGUGGAAGAGGCGAUUCUCGUCGGGCACGAGCACAACCGUGCUGCAGGGUUUCACAAGCAGCUCACAUUUGUAUCGAACUGGGAUCCACAACUCCAAAUCUGCAUGCGGGGCGCUGAGGUCUGGGCUUUGAUGUUUGACAUUUUUUACCUUUGGGAGGAGGGAAAGAUAAAGGAUGUGAAGAUGAAGAGGGGGGUGGGAGAAAAGUCCAUUCAUGCAACAAACUUGUCGGUAGGCCAUGAAAAAAAAGGGGGAAGGCCGAAGAGGAAACAGAUUGAUAUGUGUGAGCAGAGGUUGUCGUUGAUGGCCCUCAAUCCGGGGAUGUACGUAACUGAGAAGAACGAAGUCGUCAACGAGCCAGCGGAUAUGCCAUAUAAGCCCUGGCUUAUGAUGGCUGCACUUGACGACGCCGUCUUCAUCCCUGUCCUCACUGAGGUUAAGAGUGGGAUUAUGUCCCUUUAUGAGAUGGCGGAGAAGUUCAAGAUCUUCAAAACUCGUCAAAGGACAGCAGUCGCUUUUAUGAAGGAGGUGGGGGUAGAAAGCUGGGAGAAAGCCAAAGAGGAGUUCCCAGUUCACACACAAGAGGCGAUGCUAUCCCAAUACUAUGGCCUGUUUGACAAGAAUAUCAAAGGGACCCCACGUCCUAUGCAGCUGUAUGCGGCCAAGGCCCUUAACUACAGGGAUAAAAUUUCCCAGCACGAGCAACACGCACUGAGUGACAAAUUGGGGGAUAGGCUGCCGUUCACUCUAUGCAUCUUCGACUUCCCUUAUGGAUAUGAUGCCAAUGGCUCUGCUCACGAUGCGGAGCCCUUCACGAAGCCUCAGAUUGAGGCGUCCGUGGAGAACUUAAAGAAGAUCACCUGUUCUCCUUUCUGGGUGCUUGCACGCUUCUGCUCUAUUGACAUGCUCAGCGACGUCACAUCUGUGUUUUCUGCCGCAUGCAAUGCUGGGGUGGACGUGGGUGUUUGGGUUGCUCCCAAUGUUGCUUCUCCUGGUGGGCUCAAGUUCACUAACUGUUGGCAGCACUGUGUUCUUGGCUUUCACAAUGACAGCGGAACUAGGGAACCCCUGCAGUUUCAAUUCAAUAAUGCUGACUCAAGGUUGAAUUGCUGGAGUCACAAUGCAGUGACAAAGAAGUAUGUCUUUGCUGCAGACAACGAGAUCCUUUGUCCGUACCAGAAACCUGUCACGCUAUAUGAGUGGCUCAUCACCAAGUUCUCUGACCCGAAUGACUCGUAUAUUGUAGAUGCAUUCUCUGGGUCAGGGACUGGGGUUGUUGCAGGGCUUCUCUGCAAAAGGAAUGUCUUGGCUGUGGAGGUUGAUCUGCAUUGUGUGAGGGGGAUCAGGGUCAGGCUAGCAGGGAGGGACUUCCAGGAGAGUGCAAAGCAAGAAAAGGAGAGCACCGGCCGGACAGUCGCAGAAGGCUGGAGACAUGCUUAGUCUUUUUGCCCAGUCUGGUUUUCAUUUCUAUGCUCGUCUUCAGAUGUUCCAGUGCAUUUCACGCUCAC
This is a messenger RNA of Chara braunii, 2256 nucleotides long. NCBI's taxonomy places the organism in Eukaryota, Viridiplantae, Streptophyta, Charophyceae, Charales, Characeae. The record is from the annotation of a GenBank genome assembly.